Messenger RNA from Cheilinus undulatus (humphead wrasse), 1319 nucleotides. Its product is annotated as high choriolytic enzyme 1-like. The record is from RefSeq and is a predicted model, not a curated record. Gene Ontology annotation, biological process: proteolysis. The transcript is spliced from 8 exons. Gene Ontology annotation, molecular function: zinc ion binding; metalloendopeptidase activity. NCBI's taxonomy places the organism in Eukaryota, Metazoa, Chordata, Actinopteri, Labriformes, Labridae. Bases 116 to 943 code for a protein of 275 amino acids.
UUACGUUUUAUCUAUACAGUAAGCCUGUUUACCAUCACUCCCUAUUUCACUGUAUAAAAGAAAGACCUCAGUCUUUGUGGUUACUGCUGGUCAGCAUUCUCCAUCAAACUUCAACAUGAGAAUGAAAAAUCUUAGUCUUUUUUCUGCGUUCCUGGCUCUGCUGGUGGGACUUUCAACUCAAAAGAAUUCUCGGGUACAACCAGAUGUGGAAGGCAAGCCCACCAAGGAGCCUUUUCAUUUGGACAUAACUUCUAAACUUCUAGAGGCAAAUAAAGGGAUAAACCAAAAUCUACUGGAAGGUGACAUUGCUCUUUCAAAGAAGAAGAAUGCUAUAAAAUGUUGGAAUGGCUCCUGCAAAUGGAAGAAAUCCUAUAAUGGACUGGUUGAAGUGCCCUACAGUCUCAGUGAUUACUUCUAUGACAGUGAAAAAGCUUUGAUACAGAAAGCCAUGGAAACUUUCCACAAGAAAACCUGUGUUCGCUUUGUCCCUUUUCAUGGCCAGUCAGACUACCUUAGCAUUGAGAGUGAAAUGGGGUGCUGGUCUACCAUUGGCAGAGAUGGAGGGAAACAGGUGCUUUCUCUGUCUGUGUACGGCUGUCUCGAUUAUGGGAUCAUUCAGCAUGAGCUCCUCCAUGCACUUGGCUUCCACCAUGAGCAUACAAGAAGUGACAGGGACCAGUAUGUCAGGAUUAACUGGGAGAACAUCCCAGCAGCAAAUGCCUUCAACUUCCACAAAAAGAACACCAACAACUUGAACACACCUUAUGACUACUCCUCUGUUAUGCAUUAUGGAAGGACUGCCUUCACAUCAGUGUAUGGAGCAGACACCAUUACUCCCAUUCCAGAUUCCUCUGUGCCGAUUGGACAGAGGGAAGAGAUGUCUGACAUUGAUAUCCUCAGGAUCAAUAGGUUAUACAAUUGCUGUGAGUAUCAAAAUGCUUAGAAGCUGUUUAAUGCACAUUCUCCCCUAAAAUGCACAUUUUUUCCUGCUUUACUGAAUAGCUGUUUUUUUCUGAAGAAAGAGCUAUAGAAGGGUUAACUUCAAAUGAUAUGUUAAUGAAAAAUAUUCAGCUGAUAAGGAAGAUUGAAAGGUUUGAACUUGUAUGCUCUGAAAACACUUAAGAUAAACUCAGACUUCGUUUUUGUGGUGACUCACUGUUCAUACAUGUUUUUUUUUUUCAGACAUUUGAGAGGAAAAAAAAGACAACGCUGCUGUAGCAAGACAACCCCAGACCACCCUGAGUGAAAAUUGUAAUAAUUACAGUACUGCUUUUUUCCAUAACAAGUCCUGCCAUUUAAAUAAAUAAUAAAUGAGCCCA